Scomber scombrus (Atlantic mackerel) is the source of this 3480-nucleotide messenger RNA. RefSeq names its product heparan sulfate 6-O-sulfotransferase 1a (gene hs6st1a). The transcript has 4 exons. Lineage: Eukaryota; Metazoa; Chordata; Actinopteri; Scombriformes; Scombridae. Gene Ontology annotation, molecular function: heparan sulfate 6-sulfotransferase activity. The record is from RefSeq and is a predicted model, not a curated record. Gene Ontology annotation, cellular component: membrane. The coding region runs from base 375 to 1664 and encodes 429 amino acids.
AGUGAGGCUGUGGCUUGUGUUUUUGUGUUUUUGUGCGGACUGGAAACCAAAGUAAAGUAAACGGGGGAGGGUCGGCCACUGCUGCUGAAGUGAGUGAGUGAGUGAGUGAGAGAGAGAGAGAGAGCAAGAGAGGGGGGCCGGCUUUUAAACGAGUUACAAUGCGUCUUUCACGGUGUUGAGCGGUCUGUCGGUGAACGAUGAGCCAACUUCGCCGGUCGUCUCGAAGCGAUAUGAGCCACUCUUGAGCCCCGUGGAAAACCCAUCUUCUCGGCGGGGGGGGGAGAGCGAGCAUGAAGAAGCCGAGCGCCCUGCUCUGUGUCGCCGGCUUGACUGGGAAAUGGUAGCGUGCUGCAGGAACCGCACUGGGAAGGACCAUGGUCGAGAGGAGCAGCAAAUUCUUGUUGAUCGUCGUCGGAUCCGUGUGUUUCAUGCUGAUUCUCUAUCAGUACGUGGCCCCCGGGGUGAUCAAUUUCGGCUCCCCGCACGGUUAUUUCACGGAGGAGGACGAGGGGGACAUCUUCCCAACUCCGGACCCCCACUACGUUAAGAAAUACUACUUCCCGGUCAGGGACUUGGAGAGGACGAUCGAUUUUCAAAUCAAAGGGGAGGACGUGAUCGUGUUUUUGCACAUCCAGAAAACCGGGGGAACUACCUUCGGCAGGCACCUGGUCCAAAAUGUCCGUCUGGAGGUUCCUUGCGACUGCAGACCGGGCCAGAAGAAGUGUACCUGCUACCGGCCGAACCGCAAGGAAACCUGGCUCUUCUCCCGGUUCUCCACCGGCUGGAGCUGCGGCUUGCACGCCGACUGGACCGAGCUGACCAACUGUGUGCCCGGUGUGCUCAACAAGAAAGAGAACAAGCAGAAGAAUCAAAGGAAGUUCUACUACAUCACUCUGCUGAGGGACCCGGUGUCUCGCUACCUCAGCGAGUGGAGGCACGUCCAGCGGGGAGCCACAUGGAAAACCUCCCUUCACAUGUGCGAUGGACGAACUCCGACGCCCGAGGAGCUGCCCUCCUGUUACGAGGGAUCUGAUUGGUCGGGGUGCACCCUGCAGCAGUUCAUGGACUGCCCCUACAACCUGGCCAACAACAGACAGGUACGCAUGUUAGCAGACCUGAGUCUCGUCGGCUGCUACAACAUGUCCACAGUUCCAGAGAAGAAGAGGGCCCAGCUUCUCCUGGAGUCGGCCAAGAAGAACCUACGAGACAUGGCCUUCUUUGGGCUGACAGAGUACCAGAGGAAAACCCAGUUCCUGUUUGAACGGACCUUCAGGUUGCGCUUCAUCAGGCCCUUCAUGCAGUACAACAGCACCCGAGCUGCAGGGGUGGACCUGGACAAUGCGACGGUCCAGCGCAUAGAGGAGCUGAACGAGCUGGACAUGGAGCUGUACGACUACGCCAGGGACCUGUUCCAGCAGCGCUACCAAUUCACCAGGCAACAGGAAAGGCGGCAGCAGCGCAUCAAGAACCACAUGCAGCAAAACCACCAGGGUCUGGGCCUUGGCGUCAACCUGUGGCCCUCCCGCAGCAGGCAGAGCGCCGUCAUGACACUGGAGGACGGAGAAGGAGAAAGGGAGGAGGGUGAGGAGGGAGGCAGAACGGAGGAGGCGGGCAGCAGGCUCCCCACUGAGGACUACAUGAACCAGAUCAUCAACCGCUGGUAGCGGCAGAAUGAGAACAAACGCACAGACAUGCAUAUGUAAUGUGAAAAACACACACACACACAUUUACACAGAAAGUGGCGCCUGCAUCAAAGACCCCAAUAACUGACAAACAGACAUUACCACAGAGUUGGGCUGGAAUGAGGGUCCAAGUGGUUGCUAUGGAGACCUGGGCUUGGUCCAUUGCAUCAGCUCAUGUUAUUGAGGUUUGCCCAGUUGUUAUUAGCACCCGCUUGGCCUUUCCCCCCCCCUCUGAGUUUCUCCAUCUCUCCCAUCAUCAUUAUUGACUGAGCUGAGGAGAGAUAGAGUUGCUGACAACUGAGUAUCUCAUCCACCCCUGCCCCCCUCCCUUUCCCACACCUUCCUCCUCCUCGUGUAUUCCUCUCGUUCUCUGUGGCCUGAUAUGGAGCAUGAGAAAAUAAAAUUAAGUCUGUGAAUUCCCAUUAAUCCUCGCUAAGGACCAGUCUACUUCCUGGACGCAGUGCUCCAAUUUCAAAGGAACUGGAAAAAGCUAUGAAAGUAUGCUAAUGGCUGAAGCUGAACAAAGGAGAAGGUGGGAGUACAUGAAAGACUGUUCCUAAAAGGAAGAGCGAAAGAAGCGGAGAAAAGUUGGACUGAGUUCUGUAAUAAAGCUUUCUGCUUAAAAAAAAAAAAAAAAAAAAAAUCACCCAUGAACAUGCUUUGGUCAUGAUAUAGUGACAGACAGUCUCAUUCUAGGAUGAUUUUAUUUGUAUUUUUCCUUUUUUGUGUUUAUGCUUUUUUAAAAGCAGAAUUGUAAUAACACUGAGACCAAUUAUGCUGCCUAAAGAAAAGUGAUUCCUUUAUUUCUUUAUUUUUGUUUGUUUUAUAAGUCAAAGCUAAUGGAUUGGAUUGACGUACUAUGGACCAUAGCCAUUACUAAAGCCUUGCAUCUUGGAAAGAAAAAGUGGCCUGUUUCUCUGUUAAAGGUUCCCAAAGCUCCUGUCGCUUAACGAGUUCAUUAUUUCUCCUUUUCUCUCCUUUUUUUGUGCGUGUGCGUGCGUGUAUGUAUGUGUGUGUGUGUGUGUGUGUGUGUGUUUCAGUCCUGCAGAGAAUGACAGCCAAUUACAGAGCCCGAAUCUCACAUACUGUACGUGUGAAGAAAUCAAAGGCAGGGAGAGGAGGGAGAGGAGUGAGUGUGCUGCAGGUUGUUGCCAAGAACCGUGCUGUGUGAGCGGCAAGCGCUUUGGAAGCCUUAACUCAGACAAAUGCUCGAGAUGGGAGUUGUGGAACUACCGGUCACCAUGGCAAUGUGAGCCCUUAAUGUAGUGGGUGGCAUUUUCAGUUGCUCGUUUUUUCUCGUGUUUUUUUGUUUUGUUUUAUUUUUUGUUUUUUUUACUCUGACCAGGAGCUGCGUUGUAAAAAGCAGCGGUCUCAAAAAAGCCUCUGUCCCACUUGCUGAAAGGGCACACACUGCGCUGGUGACCUGCAGUUCGUCAGUGUGACCGGUAUUUCACUUGGUUUUACCCUGAAGGACGGACGGGGCGAGGUAGCAGUGCCUCUAUGUACUGGGAUCAUAGUCAACAUUAUUAUUGCCAGAUAAUAUGUCUGCAUUAUACUACAGUAAUUUCUCUGACUACUCAUGUGUCUGUGUGUAUGACUGUGUUUCAGUAUGUGUGUAAAUAGUAUGUACAGUAUGCCUCUGAUUGGCAUUUGUGUAUGCCUUUGUAAAUAGUGUGCCUGACUGUGAGAGGAUGCCUGAUGAGUUUUUUUUUUUUGAAUGACUGGUUCCAUGACCAAUAAUAACUUGCCAUUUUUAUGGUGGUGGAGGGCAGGGCAAAAAAAAAAAAAAAGACAUAAA